CUACUAUUUACUGUUUUUUUCGCAACGUUUUUUAAAAACACUUGCAUUUAUUAUUGUGUUGUCAACAAUACGUUUCUGUCUCCAAUUAAUGCUUCAGCUUCGCGACCACUCAACACUCUUCGCUAUACACAAGAAUCGAGCUUUCUCUUCUCUCUCUCUCUCUCUCUCUCUCUCUCUGACUAAAGGGUCCAAACCUUUCUCUUCCCACUUUCUCUCUCUGGGUAGAAAAGAUCAGAGACCUUGCAAAUCUUUGGAAGUUGUUUGUUUGCAGAUGGAUUUUGGUAAACAGAAUGGUGACUCUCCUCGCUCAUGUUCCUGUCAUUCAUAACAACCCAAGUGUGUGACAUCUGGAUGAGAAUAUGAUGAUGGGUGAGAAACAAGGUUCGAAGGGUGGAGGAGGUUAUGUUGGUGGCUUCUUCCAGCUGUUUGAUUGGAAUGCAAAAUCUCGAAAGAAGUUGUACUUGAGCAAAUCUGAUUUACCAGAGCAAUCAAAACAGAAAAAGAGAAGUGAUGGGAAUCUUCCAACGACACGGUUCAAUCUGAUGGAAGAGGAUGAACCUGUUUCAGGUUCAAGUAUCAAGGGAAGUAGCGACUACAGUUGUGCUUCAUCAGUGACUGAUGAGGAAGGAUACAAAGCUAGGGCACCCGGGGUAGUUGCUAGGCUUAUGGGAUUGGAUUCCUUACCAACAUCCAAUCUUACCGAUCCCUUCUCUAUCCCAUUCUUCGAUUCCCAAUCUCUUCAAGACGCUCAAUACCACCGAAGAAACCUCCAAUUUCAUCAUGACAAUCAAAUCACGCAUUCUGGACAUUUGCACAACAAGGUGGAUGCCCCUAUUCAGAAGGCAAUGGAACCAAAGCCUCAGAAAAUGAUAAAUAAGCCAAUUGAGAAGUUCCAAAGUGAGAUUUUACCUCCAAAAUCAGCUAAAUCAAUUCCAAUUACCCACCAAAAGCUUUUGUCUCCCAUCAAAAAUCCUGGUUUCAUUCCAUCUAAGAACGCAGCUCACUUAAUGGAAGCAGCUGCUAAGAUUAUAGAGCAAGGACCUCAAGUGAACAAGACGAAAAUGCCUCUUCUAGGGACCUCCUCAGUUCCCUUCAAAGUCCGAGAUUUGAAAGAGAAAAUGGAAGCUGUUCAAAAACCAUGUAGUUCUAGAAGGCCAGUUGAAUCAAAUCCCGCUAAAUUUCUCAAGGGGCAGUCUAUGAAUAAGAGCUGGAAUGGAUCAGACGAUUCAGAAGAUUGUUCUGGUAUGAUGAACAAGGGAAAAUCUAUUUCACUUGCACUCCAAGCGAAGGUUAAUGUUCAAAGAAGAGAAGGCUUGAGCCCGAGUGGCAGUAGAGGUUUAUUUGGCCAGAAAGAAAAGCGUGAGGCCAUGUCAAGCCAGCCAUUUAAAUGUCAAUCAAAUAGCCAAAAGAGUACGCAGAAGAAACCUUUUAAACAUAAUGCUUCUAAUGUGCUAAGGCAAAAUAAUCAGAAACAGAACUGCCUAAUUGAAAAGGAAAAGCUACCCUCAAAGUCAUUGCUUUCGAACUCACAAGGUAGAAAAGGGUUGUCUGGAGAUUCUUCAUCAGGGAGACAGAAAAACGCAAGCAAAUAUGGAGGGAACUCAAAAGUUGGGUCGAGAAAGUUGAACCCAGAGGUAACAUAUAGUAAAAAUGAAGCCUCGUAUUCCAGCACAAGAAAUGUUCCUCGCAAGAAACGCUCCAUUGAUGGGAAUUUCCGCCUGGAUAAUGAUCAGGUUGUCGAUAGCAUGUUAGUUGAUAAAACUGAGAAGACAAUACAAUCUAAUUCAGUUGUUGAUAGGCACUUUACUUGGGCUGAGGAUAACAAAAGGAAAGGGUUGGAUGUUGUUUCUUUUACAUUCACAGCUCCAAUGACACGAUCAAUACCGGGAGGUGAGAUCUCAAGACAGGUUGUUUCAGAGAAAAACAAUGGUUUUUGUGCAGACUAUAGAGGUAAAAAGGUGCUAUUUGACUCAAAUAGUACAAAUAGUGGAAAGGUUUCUUCCCCGCGAUGUAAUGUGAUAGGGGCUGAUGCUUUAAGCAGUCUUUUGGAGCAAAAGCUAAGGGAAUUAACUCAUGGAGAGUCUUCCCGGUACAGAGCAGGGAUGGUUGGUACGUCUGCUUUGAUUUUUCAAAAUUUGAUUCCCACCACACCAAUGUCACAUGAUAAAAGGAGCCAAGAUGGGAUGCAUAGAGAGAAAUUGAGUGGGCAAUAUGGCUUCAAUUUUUCUUCAAUCGAUUCACGGGGACUCAUGACUAAACACAAGCUUAAGGAAGCAUUAGAAAUGGAUGAGUGCAGCAGUGAUGAUACUGAAACCAUAACAUUGCUCCAGUGUCGACAUCCAAGUCCAAUAUCAGUUCUUGAACCUUCUUUUCAAACAGAAAGUUGCUACUCCUCAGAGAGUGCAGAUAGUAACAGCAUAGAAGGUGGUAGCAAGCAUUGCUCGUCAUCCAUUCAAGCUAUAGAAGUUCUUGGUAGGAGUUCUUCAAAGAAGUUCCAUUUAAUGGAGACAGAUACAGAAUUAGCAGACUCAGCUUCUUCCAUAUCUAUUAGAACUAUUGCUAGAAGGAAUAAAACUGAUUGGGAGCUAGAAUAUGUGAAUGACGUACUGUUUAAUGUGGAGCUAAUGUUUAAGGACUUUGCAUUGGGGCGAGCACGUGAGAUCAUAAACCCUCAUCUUUUUGAUCAGUUGGAAAGUCGAAAAGAGGUCAAGGAAAGUCAAGGAGACGAUCCUAAGAUGACACGAAAGGUUUUGUUUGAAUGCGUGAGCGAAUGUAUGGACUUGAGGUGUAGGCGUUAUGCAAGCGGGGGACACAGAACAUGGGCAAGAGGGUUGUCGACUUUGAGAAGAAAAGACCGGUUAGCUAAAGAAGUGUACAAGGAGAUUUCAAGUUGGAGAGGGAUGGCAGAUUGUAUGGUGGAUGACCUCGUGGACAAGGAUAUGAGCGGAAAGUAUGGAAAAUGGGUAGAUUUCGAAGUUGAAGCAUUUGAAUUGGGACUAGAGAUUGAAGAUCAAAUUCUUGAUUCUUUGGUUAACGAAGUUGCUGCUGAUGUUUUUCUACUCUGAUGGCUUGAUCCUAAUAUUCUUUCACAUCCAUUGUAAGUUAUUAUCAACAUACAUGUUCUUGGGAAAUCUUGUAUAUUUGAAUUUUUAAUUUGGUUGUUCUGAUCACUAUUUUGUACUGUUUCUUUGUUGUGAUUUAGUUGAACAUAGUCUUUGAAAAUUAUAAUCAGAAAAAACAAUGCAGUAAUGUGGAGCUAUA
Messenger RNA from Camellia sinensis, 3261 nucleotides. RefSeq lists its product as uncharacterized. NCBI's taxonomy places the organism in Eukaryota, Viridiplantae, Streptophyta, Magnoliopsida, Ericales, Theaceae. The record is from RefSeq and is a predicted model, not a curated record.